AUGGAGAAACCCGACCACGAAGCCAGAGAUGAGGAGGCAAACGCUCAGUACCUCGAGGUGAACCCUAAGGCUGAGCAUGGUGCAGAUAGCCCGCUUCCUACACCGGUGUCGACACCAGCUCCCAAGUCGUCGAAACCCAGGAUACCUAUCACCGUCAUCAUUCCAGUCUGGAUUGUGCUGUCUUCGGCCGUCAUCAUAUACAACAACUACCUCUAUAACACCCUGAACUUCAAGUUCCCUGUCUUCCUUGUCACCUUCCACUUGACAUUUGCGGCCAUUGGAACGCGGAUACUACAGAGGACGACCCAUCUCCUCGACGGUGUCAAAGAUGUACACAUGACGAAGCAGAUGUUCAUGCGCUCCAUUCUCCCCAUCGGUCUCCUCUUCUCCGGCUCCCUUAUCCUUUCCAAUACCGCCUACCUCCAUCUCUCGGUCGCUUAUAUUCAAAUGCUCAAGGCUUUCAACCCAGUGGCCAUUCUUCUCAUUCAGUGGACAUUCCGCCUCAAGGACCCUAACCGCAGGUUGGCUGCAAUUGUGCUGAUGAUUUCGUGCGGUGUUGCCAUGGCCUCGCACGGAGAGCUUCACUUCAACCUGCUCGGUUUCCUCACCCAAGCCGCUGCCGUUGCCUUCGAAGCGUCCCGCCUCGUCAUGAUCGAAAUUCUCCUCCAUGGCCUCAAGAUGGACCCCCUCGUCUCCCUGCACUACUACGCACCCGUCUGCGCGCUCAUUAACCUUCUCGUCAUCCCUUUCACGGAGGGUCUUGCGCCUUUCUACGAACUCAUGAACCUCGGGCCACUCAUCCUCCUUUCGAAUGCGGCGGUGGCGUUCUUCCUCAACGUUGCUGCUGUAUUCCUCGUCGGUGUUGGCAGCGGGCUUGUGUUGACCCUCGCGGGCGUGUUCAAGGACAUCCUGUUGAUCACCGGAAGUGUGCUCAUAUUUGCGACGAUGAUCACGCCGUUGCAGGUUAUCGGUUACUCCAUCGCACUCGGCGGUCUCAUCCUUUACAAGACCUCAGGAUCAAAAUAG
Molecule: messenger RNA, 1026 nt
Organism: Stereum hirsutum FP-91666 SS1
Lineage: Eukaryota; Fungi; Basidiomycota; Agaricomycetes; Russulales; Stereaceae
Product: TPT-domain-containing protein
Exons: 5
Coding region: 1-1026 (341 amino acids)
Cellular component (GO): Golgi apparatus; trans-Golgi network; endosome
Molecular function (GO): antiporter activity
Source: RefSeq, a predicted model, not a curated record